Molecule: messenger RNA, 2883 nt
Organism: Alligator mississippiensis (American alligator)
Lineage: Eukaryota; Metazoa; Chordata; Crocodylia; Alligatoridae
Product: CD99 molecule (Xg blood group)
Exons: 11
Coding region: 87-671 (194 amino acids)
Biological process (GO): homotypic cell-cell adhesion; positive regulation of neutrophil extravasation; T cell extravasation
Source: RefSeq, a predicted model, not a curated record
GUGCUCCCCUCAGCGCUCCCCCGGGCGGUGAGUGCGGGACGGGGCUGGCGGAUCAGCGCGCGGGACACCUACCUCCCCAGCGGAUCAUGCAGCGGCGCCGGCUCGCCCUGCUGGCCUUCUUGGCUUGCCUCCUGCUCGCAGCCCGCGGUGAGGGUGAUGACCUUGGCUUGGAUUUAGCUGAUGCCCUUGAUGUGUCAACUUCAAAGCAACCUGGUAUACCUACCAAAAAGCCACACUCAGAUGAUUUCUCUCUAGAGGAUGCCUUGGGUGGUGGUGAUGAAAGUUUAAGUGAUCCUGAAGGUAAUGGCAAUUCUGGUGGUGACCCAAGGAAACCUCCUCCUGCUCACCCUGGAGGCACUGGCAAUGGUGGUGGAGACUUCAAAGAUACAGACUUGUUGGAUGGCAGGUCUCCACCAGAAACCAGCGGAGGGGAAAGUGACAAAAAAAAGAGCAAUGGAGACACUGAGGCUUCUCAAGGAGUAGUACCAGGAAUCAUAAGUGCUGUGGUCGUGGCAGUAGUUGGAGCAGUGUCUAGCUUCAUUGCAUACCAAAAGAAGAAACUCUGUUUCAAAUCAAGUGGCGAUCAAGAGAAUGUUAACAUGGAGAGUCAUCAAGGAGCUCAAGCAGAACCACCUGUUCAGCGUACUCUUCUGAAGGAAGAUGCAAGAUAAAGUGAAGAUCAAAAAAACUGGAUAGAGAACCUUCAUAUCUUCCUGAAAAAAACCCCAAAUUGUAAACAGCAGGAUUUGGAGUUGCAAAAUUGCAUGAAAAAAAGAUGUUGUCCUGUUGACACAUCUUUGGAAGAAAGAGAGACUAUUUAAAAUACCUGAGUGUAUUUUCUUUGGUUAGCCCUGUGAAGCCCACAGAUAUUUGGCCUUAAUGACAGCUGAAAUACUUUGUGCCUUUUUAAAAUUCUGACCUCUGCCUUUGUGAUUGAUUAGAGUUGUGUGUCUUGGAAAUGUUGUAGAUAUCUUUUUCCUUAUUUCACCAAAAGUCUGUUAAUAUAUCAUUGCUUUGAAACAAUGCUACUAUAGUGCCAUAUUUCUUAGCAUCUUAUACAAGCUGAAUGUACCAAUGAAGGUGGGCUCAUGACUGCUUGAGAAUGAAAAUCUACUAAAUAUUACAUCUUGUGGGCACCUGAAUGCAAAGUAUUGCAUAGGUAGAUGGAUUGUAUGACAUAUAACAUGAUAGUCUUUGUGUACAUGUGUGUGUAUGGGGAUGUUUUGACAAUGAUAUUUUCCACGCACCUAAAUGCUUCAGCAAGCAGGAAGGGAGAUGUCUGUAUUGGUCAACUCUGAGGCAGUAAUGUUUCCUUUGUUGUCUGUCUGGUACAGAUUCUUAGAAAAUCCAAAUUCAUUUCAGCUCCUACAGAUCCCUCCAUCUCUUUUUGUUGUUUUACUUAUCCCAUAAAGCUUAAGCAGAGCUGGUUAAAAACAGGAAAAUCCUGAUUUGCAAAUUGGAAUAGUAAUUUGGUUUCUCUUCUUGUGAAAAUUAUGACUGACUAGCAUUUUCAUUUAUACUCAUUGAAAUCAUGAACAGGUUAUUAAAUCAUUUUUGUAUUUGGAGGACUUGAGUCAUUGUUGGAAGACAGAAACAAUACCCCUACUUCAGUGAUAACUACAUAAUCUGGAUAAAUAAUAGUAACAUUAACAUAGCAAUUAAAAUUAGGAUUUUAGAAAACUACACUCUGUUAUUCAACGAAUCCUUCUAAAUAGGACAUUUGAAGAACUCAAAUGAAUUAAUCAAGAACUUGGAAACAGAAACAAAAUGCCAGAAGCUGAUUCUGCCGUUUACAGCGUUUUGAGACUUCUGCGCUUACGAGCCCUCAAAAGCAUUCCACCCGAGCACAGCCAACUUUUUCCGUGCUGUCUGUCAGAGUAAUGGAGAUUUGUAACUGUUGUUUGUUGCAAGAAACCUAUAGGAGACUUUGAUUCAAGUGAAACAUCUGAAUAAAUAUGUUUUACUUUUUGUGCAGUUUUCCAAAAUACUGUGCCAGUAAUACUGCAUCAAGUACUACGUGACACUUUGAAAUGCAGUACUUCAUGCAGCAAACUGAUGAACCUGCUUUAUAUAAUUUUUAUCAUUUGGAGUAGAACACAUUUCUUUACUACUAAAACUUUGAAAUAUUAGGAGCCUAACCCAUUUCAGAGACCUUCUUGUGCAUACAUGGUAGCAAGUUCGAUAUAGAGCUUUACAUGAAUCUAAUGUUUUAAUUAUGGAAAUCGGUGGGAAACUAGUUUUUCCCUAUUUACUUUUUAGAUAAAUGUAAAAAAAUAUUUUAAGUGCAUCAACAAUGGAAAAUUACUAUUAUGUAGGUGAGAUUCUUAGCCUGUAAAUCUCUAAGCAAAUGAAAUCACUUUGUUUACCUUCAGUAAACUUGUUUCAUAUGUGCAUUGCCAAGUGUUAAUCAAAGUGAAAAAUACCAGUAGCCAUUUUUGGAUUUUUUUUUUUUUAAAGCUUCCAACUAAUUAGUUUUGAAUACUCCUUUAAUUUUGCAAUUUGUCAAAAAAUGAGGUCAUUUAAAAAGUCAGACUAUCAACAAUGUGACUUUUUAAUAAACAAGUCAAAGUAUUGAGUAAAUGGACUCCUCCUUUCUCUUAUUGUGUCUGGCUGUUCCAGGGGAGAGGGGGAUGGAGAAAGGGAGGAACCAAAGUUUGGAGCAAGAGUGGAGGUGAGCACUGUGGUUUGGAGAAGAGAUCUUAUCUCUGCACAGAUAACUGGAUUUUAUUUGUGCUGAAUGUUUUCUUUCUUGGUAGUGUUAGACUGAUCACAGUUGUAGCUGUGAUGGUCCAGAAAUUAUGUGAGAAGCAAAGAUGUUUUGGAGGUAAUCUUAUUGAACUAACUGUAUGUUUGGAAUAAAGUCGGACAAGGUUUUAAAUGCAA